This is a messenger RNA of Ipomoea triloba (trilobed morning glory), 2260 nucleotides long. Its product is annotated as probable leucine-rich repeat receptor-like protein kinase At1g68400. The record is from RefSeq and is a predicted model, not a curated record. The coding region runs from base 105 to 2096 and encodes 663 amino acids. Gene Ontology annotation, molecular function: protein binding; protein kinase activity; ATP binding. The transcript has 2 exons. Lineage: Eukaryota; Viridiplantae; Streptophyta; Magnoliopsida; Solanales; Convolvulaceae. Gene Ontology annotation, biological process: protein phosphorylation.
UGCUUUUGCAUUAAUUACACUCUUAACCCUCCUUCUUCACCCUUCAACCUUCUCCCCUCUCUCCAUACGCCAUUUCUUCUCCACCUUCACCUUCUCUCUCUACAAUGGCGACACUGAGAACACUACUGCAUUUAUCUCUCCUUCUCUUCCAUUUCUCCUUCCUCGACGCUGCUUCAAACCCAGACGCUGAGGCCUUGCUGUCCUUCAAAGCCGCUGCUGAUACUAAUAAUAAGCUGUGGGAUUGGAACUCCAGCGCCGACCCGUGUGGGUGGACUGGCGUUUCUUGCCAGAACAACCGGGUUUCUCGCCUCGUUCUUGAAGGUUUCGAGCUCCAUGGCUCGUUUCAGCAGCUUGCUUCGCUGACGCAGCUCCGGGUUCUUAGCCUAAAGUGGAACCGGUUCUCGGGUCCUCUCCCUGACCUUUCUAAGCUCACGGCACUGAAGCUGUUGUUUCUUUCGUACAAUGAGCUCUCCGGCGAGUUUCCGGCGUCUCUGACGUCGUUGUUCCGGCUGUACAGGCUUGAUCUGUCGCAUAAUAAUUUCUCCGGCGAGAUUCCGGCGAAUGCGAGCCAUUUGACUCACCUGCUCACCCUCCGCCUCGAGGAAAACCGGUUCUCCGGUUCGAUUUCCGGCGUUAACCUCCCGAAUCUCCAGGAUUUCAAUGUCUCCGGGAAUAGACUUGUUGGGGAAAUACCCGCGUCUCUCUCUGGUUUCCCCGAAUCCUCAUUUGCUAACAACCCCGGUUUUUGCGGGGCUCCGUUGCCGAAAUGUGCGCGGGUCACCGGUGACCCGACCCGACCCGGUGGUGGUGCAUUAGCGUCGCCCGUGGGCCCGGCGAUAACGGUAGCAUCUUCCCCAAGCUCAUUGCCGGCAACAACCACUAUGCCUAUGAAACCGGGGAACAGUCACCGGAGUGGGGCCAGCAAGAUCAGCAAGCUGGCAAUAAUCGCCAUAAUACUCGGCGAUGUUUUAGUCCUCGCCAUGGUCUCUAUACUCGUUUACUGCUACCUAAAUGCAAGAAAAACCUCUCAAUCCCACAAGUCCCAAACCCUAGAGGGCGAAAAAAUCGUCUACUCCUCGAGCCCGUACCCGGUUUCCUCCCAACCGGGCGGGUUCGAGCGAGGGAAAAUGGUGUUCUUCGAGGGGGCGAAGCGGUUCGAGCUGGAGGAUUUGCUGAGAGCCUCGGCGGAGAUGCUGGGAAAAGGCGGCUUCGGAACCGCCUACAAGGCGGUGCUAGACGACGGCAAUGUGGUGGCCGUGAAGCGAUUGAAGGAAAUGUCUACUGGUGGAAGGAAAGAUUUUGAGCAGCAAAUGGAGGUGUUGGGAAGAUUAAGGCACUCUAAUUUGGUAAGCUUGAAAGCUUACUAUUUUGCCAGAGAUGAGAAGCUCUUAGUCUAUGAUUACAUGCCCAAUGGGAGCCUCUUUUGGCUUCUUCAUGGAAACAGGGGACCUGGAAGGACACCAUUAGACUGGACCACACGGCUAAAGAUUGCAGCUGGGGCUGCCCGAGGAGUAGCUUUCAUUCACAGUUCUUGCAAGACCCUCAAGCUCACACACGGUAAUAUCAAAUCGACAAACAUUCUCAUUGAUAAGGCUGGUAAUGCCAGGGUCUCUGAUUUCGGGCUAGCCAUCUUUGCAUCACCCUCCACCGCACCAAAGUCCAACGGCUACCGGGCGCCUGAAGCAGCCUUGGAAGGUCGCAAAAUCACCCAGAAAUCUGAUGUCUAUUCAUUCGGGGUUCUGUUACUGGAGCUGCUAACCGGGAAGUGCCCCACCGUUGUAGACAAUGGUGGCCCCGGGGCAGGCUAUGGGGGAGUCAUUGAUUUGCCGAGGUGGGUGCAGUCUGUGGUGAGGGAGGAGUGGACAGCGGAGGUGUUCGAUCUCGAGCUAAUGAGGUACAAGGACAUUGAGGAAGAAAUGGUGGGGUUGUUGCAGAUAGCAAUGGCGUGUACCUCGGCCUCCCCGGAUCAACGGCCCAAGAUGAGCUAUGUGGUGAAAAUGAUAGACGAACUGCGUGGUGCAGAGGUGUCACCGUCCCACGAUUCUGUCUCGGACUCGCCUGCCGUCUCAGAAGACACCUGCGGAGCUAGUCAGUGAUGAGCACCAUUUAGUGACAAAAAGUUUUUUCUUGCUUAUAAUUCUCAGCUUUGUACAUUAGGCCUGCCUUCAUCAUUUUCAUCUCUUCCUCUAUUUUUUAGCAUGUCCUAAGGUCUAGGAACAUGAUUUAUAAAGGAAGUCUCACCUUAAAAUUUGGAUUUCUC